AUGGCAGCCGUCGAGGUCCAGAUCUCGGCUCUCCCAAAGCCGUUUGAGCAAUCCGCAGUCGAUUUCGGCGCUGAGCUUUCCGGCAUCGAUCUCGAACACAUCAACGAUGAAAGCUUCAAAGUCAUCCGAGAAGCCCUCUACAACAACAAUGUCGUCCUGAUCAAAGGCCAGCACAACCUCUCGCCAAAAGCCCAAUACGAACUUACCCGCCUCUUCGACCCUGAAGCAAGCACCUACAGUCACGGAUCCCGCAUCGACAAGCGCAGCGUCCUUCACAAGGACCUCACGACCCUGCCGUCCCAGCCCCAGGUGCAGGUCAUCGGCCACGGCGCCGUCGCCGAGUUUGAAGGGCUGACGGACCUGAAACUCACCCACCCGCACCACAAGACCUUCCACAAGCACCCCAUACCAGAGGCCGAGGACUAUGAUUACACUCACUUUUACCGGUGGCACAUUGACUCGGCCAUGUAUAAUCUGGAUCCGCCGCUCGUCACGUCGCUUUUCGCGUGCAAGGUGCCCAAGGGACGGCGGCAGAUUUGUCGGUACGACGACGGGACCGGGGACGAGCUCGAGGUUCCCCUCGGCACAACAGCUUUCAUCAGCGGCUAUCGCAUGUUUGAUAUACUAUCCGACGAAGACAAGGAGUUUGUCAAGACCAGUUUCGUAGAGUAUGGUCCGCACCCUUACAUCUGGAUGAGCAAGGCCAAGGCGAGAUCAAACGGGCUCGGUCUCAUCUCGGAAGGCCUCGAGUUGCCCGAAGACCAGCUUCCGGAAAUCGAACAGGACAAGAUCAGAAAGUACCCCAUGGCGUGGAAGAACCCGGUGACGGGAAAGUUCGCCAUGAUGGUGUACCCGACGCCGGCCCGCAGGAUCCACCUCAAGGACGGGACGGUGAUGGAGGACUUGAAAGAGGUCAGGGAGUUGAUCUACAGGCUGCAGAGACCAGCCAUCAGCCCCGAGUACGUGUACCCGCACGACUGGGAAGAAGGCGAUCUUGUUCUCUUCAACAACCACGGCGUUAUGCAUUCCAUUGUUGGAGCGUUUGCAGAGAACGAGGUCCGAUUAUUUAGGCAGUGCAAUAUGGCGGCUAGUAGACCACCUCAGGGUCCAGAAUUCUAG
Colletotrichum orchidophilum is the source of this 1119-nucleotide messenger RNA. Its product is annotated as TfdA family Taurine catabolism dioxygenase TauD. Bases 1 to 1119 code for a protein of 372 amino acids. Gene Ontology annotation, molecular function: oxidoreductase activity. NCBI's taxonomy places the organism in Eukaryota, Fungi, Ascomycota, Sordariomycetes, Glomerellales, Glomerellaceae. The transcript has 2 exons. The record is from RefSeq and is a predicted model, not a curated record.